UGACCAGUUAUCCGUUACUUGUUUUAUAGGGUGUUCCUGCACGAAUUAGAAAAAAAACUAAGAGAAUGGAACCUAACAGCCAGAUGGUUGCAUCGCCUUUAGCACAUCUAGCUAUCAUUAGUGUUUCAUGCAUUUUUAAAUAUGUUGAUGAGUGAAAAUGUACAUCUUCGGAUAUAAAUAAUGCAUGCAUUCCUCCAUACACAACUACAUCUAAAAAAUAUGAGCCAAGGUAACCCGAUCAGUCCCGUCUCGCCCUGUGUAACGGCGAUCGAGUUAGUGAACAUGCAAGUUGAGUGUCUGAAUUGAAUAUGAACCUCCAGUUGAGACAGAGCAGAGCGCCACUUUGCUGUUGGUGAGAGACCUCGCCAAUGUAUACCAGAUGAGGCCCAAAGUUUACCCCUCCUCCGUCAAAGAAACAUUUGUAAACAGAGUCGCCCCACCCCUGUAGCAGUCUCCCCGAGUUCCUCGCAUGCCUUGCGGGGAAGUUUCUCAUUACCGCGCUCCAUACUAGUUGGCUAUUCGGAGAAUUGCGCGAGUCUAACUGGAACUGGAUCGUUUUCCUUUGGAAACUGAAAUAAACUAGAAAAAAGGCCUUCUUGCAUCACUCAGAUGAAAUACCAACUGCAGCUUGCAACAAAUAAUCUCCUGUCAAACUCUCUACUGUGAUUGGCCGGAGUGGAGCCUCCAGGUGUUGGCAGCCAAUGAAAUCUCUCUGUGAUGAGCGUGACCUGAACAGGACUGUGGAUUGGUCCAACCGAGUCAUUGACACCCCUAGACCCUCCCCCUCCUCUUCCCCCUGACAUGAAGGCCGUGGCUCACUGGUCGAGCGAGGAGGUGGUCCAAUGGCUGAGCGACGAGGGCAUGCAGGAGUACACAGACGCACUGCGCCUCCUGGAUGGGCGGGGCUUGCUCCAGCUGUCUCGCGCCAACUUCCUGUCCCCGCCCCUCUCCCUGGUGACGUCAGACGGAGGGAAGCAGCUCAUGGACAGGGUGGAGACCCUCCGCAUCGAGCACCACAUCCAGUCGCACAAGAACGGCCACGCCAACGGCCACGCCCGCCCACACGCGCCCCUCGCCCCGCCCCCGGGCGCCGCCGGGCAGGCUGGCCCCGACGACGGCAAGCCGCAGAGGAACGGCGCCGUCAACGGCUUCCACAAGGGCCGCGUCCUCAUCCAGAUCCCGGCGGCGGGGGCGGGCGAGGCCCUGCGCUCGCCGCUGCCCAGCGAGUGGGGAAAGACGGGCGUGGCGCUGGUGUACGCCAUGAUCUGCUUCGUGUCCACCACGGUGAUGAUCUCGGUGGUCCACGAGCGCGUGCCCCCCAAGGAGGACACCCCGCCCCUGCCUGACAAGUUCUUCGACCUGUUUGGCCGCGUGGAGUGGGCCUUCACCAUCUGCGAGGUCAACGGCAUGCUGCUGGUGGGCCUGUGGCUGCUGCAGCUGCUCCUGCUCAAGUACAGGUCCAUCGUAGGCCGCAGGUUCUUCUUCAUCGUGGGCACCCUCUACCUCUACAGGUGUGUCACCAUGUACAUCACCACCCUGCCUGUGCCUGGCAUGCACUUCAAGUGCUCCCCCAAGCUGUUUGGAGAUAGGCUGUCCCAGAUGCGGAGGGUGAUGCAGAUGAUAGCGGGAGGAGGUCUGACCAUCACAGGGUCUCACCACAUGUGUGGAGACUAUCUCUACAGCGGACACACCGUCAUGCUCACUCUCACCUACCUCUUCAUCCGGGAGUACUCUCCCAAGAGGUUCUGGUGGUACCACUGGAUCUGCUGGGCCCUGUGUGCUGUGGGCCUGUUCUGCAUCCUGCUGGCCCACGACCAUUAUUCCAUAGACGUGGUGGUGGCCUACUACAUCACCACCCGUCUCUUCUGGUGGUACCACACCAUGGCCAACCAGCAGGUUCUGAAGGAGGCGUCGCAGAGCAACUUCCUGGCCAGGGUGUGGUGGUACCGCUUCUUCCUGUACCUGGAGCUCAACGUCCACUGCAUCGUGCCGCGCAACUACCAGCUGCCGCUGUCGUGGCGACAUGCCCACAGGAGCCAGGCCAAGUACAGCAGGCUGGAGACCGAGUGCCCGUGACGGACAGACAGACAGACAGACGGUGGAAUGGAUGGAGGGAUGGAUUCUGACAUGUUGACAGAAGGAAGGGUGGAACGUGUUUCCUGAAUGGCUGACAAACGAGGGCUGACCCAGUGAAAGGGGCUGGGGCCCCUGAGAACAUCUCUCUCCCCCCCCCACCCCCCCCCCCCCCCCCCCCCCCCCCCUCCCCUAAAGUGCCACAAGAACAUCCCCUUUCUACCUGUCCAUCUCUGGAUGGACCCUGCACUCUGGUCCGUCUCCCUUUAAGGUCCCCCUGAAACACAGCCCCUGGUGCCUGGCCAGCAAGGGCCCCUGGUGGCAUCAACAGCUGCUGGACAAGUUCCCCCUGUGAAUAUUCCUCUCAGCCUGACUCUCUCUCCAGCCAAAGCUUCAAAGCAUUUUGAGAGGAUUUCAAAUAGUAUUUGAUAUAGGUGUGACCGCGCCAGAAAGAUGUGCCCAUGUGUGUGUGUGUGUUUGCCAAGUGAACGAGGCGGUGUUACUGUUGCCAAGAUUAACAGCAGCAGGUUUAAGUGAGGGUGAAUGAAAAAGGCGCCCGUUUUCUGGCUGUGGUCACAUGACUCCCAAGUAUCUUACGUCAUCAUAACGAUUAGAAAAUGCAUUGUGCGUAAACAACAAUGUCCUAUGCCUUGUAGGUCCUUAACAUUUUUGUAAUCAUUUUCACUGAACACUGCAGAGCAUUUUCUAAUCGAAAGCAUAUAACAAGUUUAUUUUUUGAACUGUAAAUGCUAAAAGAUUUUUUACAUUUGGGGUCAAAGGAGAUCUGGACGGAUGAAAUGUUUCAGUGCCUUAUUGUCCUGACUGCACAGCUAUGAUGUGUGUUCCAGAAUAUUCCGGUGUGUUCUGGAAUGUUCCGUAAUGUUCUGAAAAUGUUCCUAGUUGCUUUCAGUCCUAUAUUUGUAUGGAUCUGUUUGAAAGCGUCUGUAGAUUGGUACAACAGUAUUGCGAGUUUGAAGGUAAACCGUCGAUGGAAUGUGAUAGAAUGAUGCUAACACACCCGCUGCACAUAGCACAUUUAAACCAGUCUAACUCCAUCUAUGACCCUGUUUAUGAAUGUAACUAAUAGCAUUCUUCUGAAGUAUUCUUUCCCAAUCAGCUACGUUUCGCCAUGACAUUGUCUUGAAUCAUUUCAUUUUGUGUCUCUUGUUUUAUUUAUUAUAUCGAUGCUUUCUUACAUGGUUCCCCUGUGAAGUUAAAAACCUGUAUACUAUCUUGCCUAUGCCAAGAAACUGCAUAGUAUGAGCCUUGGACCAGUUCCAGACUGUGUCUGAGAUGGAGUCCUGUCCCCACCGGGCCUUGUCCAGUAUCACCCUGUAGGACCUUGGCAUGACACCUGAACAGACCUGGGGACAUGAUAGGUGCAAACAGGAGAGACAUCUCCCCUGUAUUCUCCACUUAUGAGCUGAUUGGCAUUUUGUAAUUUCGCUAAUAUCGCCAACCUUAUAUGAUGUAAUAUUCGUAAAAGUGUUUCUGUCAAUAGGGGCCUAGCUAGGGGUUGUCCAGGGUCGUCAUGUAGCCUAUGGGAGAUCAUCUGAAGAUACAUUUGCUUCCUGGUUUGAGGACUGAUCCAAUCACCUCUCUCUCUAUUGUAUGCCUCAGACUUGUCCCCGGUUAAACCACCCGAUAAAAGAAACGCUUGUUGUAACCUUGGAAGAAAUUAUACGAUUGUUGAAAAUAAAUUAUAUUCUGCAAA
Messenger RNA from Hypomesus transpacificus, 3787 nucleotides. RefSeq names its product sphingomyelin synthase 1b (gene sgms1b). Gene Ontology annotation, biological process: ceramide biosynthetic process; sphingomyelin biosynthetic process. The coding region runs from base 802 to 2076 and encodes 424 amino acids. Gene Ontology annotation, cellular component: Golgi membrane; endoplasmic reticulum membrane. The transcript is spliced from 6 exons. Gene Ontology annotation, molecular function: ceramide cholinephosphotransferase activity; protein binding; sphingomyelin synthase activity. The record is from RefSeq and is a predicted model, not a curated record. NCBI's taxonomy places the organism in Eukaryota, Metazoa, Chordata, Actinopteri, Osmeriformes, Osmeridae.